This is a messenger RNA of Paramecium primaurelia, 1997 nucleotides long. The record is from the annotation of a GenBank genome assembly. Lineage: Eukaryota; Ciliophora; Oligohymenophorea; Peniculida; Parameciidae.
GUGAACAUGAUUAAUCUUUAAAAACAUGUGAAAAGGAAAGAUCAGAUCUAAUAAAGAGAAUUAAGGUAACAAAGAGAUCAUAGAUUUUAUCAAAUUUUUAGUUCUCCUCACAAGCAUAGAUGAUAAAUUUAUUUAAAAUGGAUCGAAUGGAUUAAAUUUAUUAGUAGGCAUGAAGUUAGAUAUCAGGAACCAAUGCUUUGAAAAUAUAAGAAUCAAAAAUACGUCUUUAAUUGGAGGGAAUUUUGUAAGAUGUAACUUAAGUGGAUCAGAGUUUGAGAAUGUUGAUAUAAGUAAUUGUUCAAUUGCAAAUGGAAGAAAAUUAAAAUCCAUGAAUUUAAUAAUUUAGACGGUCAUAGUGAUUAUGUUAGAUCAGUAAGUUUCUCUCCUGAUGUAAAUACAUUAACUUCUGGUAGUAAAGAUAACUCUAUCCGUAUAUGGGAUGUCAAAACAGGAUAAUAAAAAGCCAAAUUAGAUGGUUAUAGUAAUUGUAUUAACUCAGUCUGUUUCUCUCCUGAUGGAAAUACAUUAGCUUCUGGUAGUUAUGAUUACUCUAUCCGUCUAUGGGAUGUCAAAACAGGAUAAUAAAAAGCCAAAUUAGAUGGUCAUACUAGUACUGUCUACUCAGUCUGUUUCUCUCCUGAUGGAAAUACAUUAGCUUCUGGUAGUAAUGAUAAGUCUAUCCGUCUAUGGGAUGUCAAAACAGGAUAAUAAAAAGCCAAAUUAGAUGGUCAUACUAGUACUGUCUACUCAGUCUGUUUCUCUCCUGAUGGAAAUACAUUAGCUUCUGGUAGUAAUGAUAAGUCUAUCCGUCUAUGGGAUGUCAAAACAGGAUAAUAAAAAGCCAAAUUAGAUGGUCAUACUAGUACUGUCUACUCAGUCUGUUUCUCUCCUGAUGGAAAUACAUUAGCUUCUGGUAGUAAUGAUAAGUCUAUCCGUCUAUGGGAUGUCAAAACAGGAUAAUAAAAAGCCAAAUUAGAUGGUCAUACUAGUACUGUCUACUCAGUCUGUUUCUCUCCUGAUGGAAAUACAUUAGCUUCUGGUAGUAAUGAUAAGUCUAUCCGUCUAUGGGAUGUCAAAACAGGAUAAUAAAAAGCCAAAUUAGAUGGUCAUACUAGUACUGUCUACUCAGUCUGUUUCUCUCCUGAUGGAAAUACAUUAGCUUCUGGUAGUAAUGAUAAGUCUAUCCGUCUAUGGGAUGUCAAAACAGGAUAAUAAAAAGCCAAAUUAGAUGGUCAUACUAGUACUGUCUACUCAGUCUGUUUCUCUCCUGAUGGAAAUACAUUAGCUUCUGGUAGUAAUGAUAACUCUAUCCGUCUAUGGGAUGUCAAAACAGGAUAAUAAAAAGCCAAAUUAGAUGGUCAUACUAGGGAAAUUAUGUCAGUCUGUUUCUCUCCUGAUGGAAAUACAUUAGCUUCUGGUAGUUAUGAUUGUUCUAUCCGUCUAUGGGAUGUCAAAACAGGAUAAUAAAAAGCCAAAUUAGAUGGUCAUGAGCAUUAUGUCUACUCAGUCUGUUUCUCUCCUGAUGGAAAUACAUUAGCUUCUGGUAGUAGGGAUAACUCUAUCCGUCUAUGGGAUGUAAAAACAGGAUAAUAAAAAGCCAAAUUAGAUGGUCAUUCAUAUGCUGUAAUAUCAGUCUGUUUCUCUCCUGAUGGAAAUACAUUAGCUUCUGGUAGUAGAGAUAACUCUAUCUGUCUAUGGGAUGUCAAAAACAAGUAUUGUUCAGAUUAUAGAUUUAAAGAAAUUUAGGUUAAAAAUACAAGAUAUCCUUUUUUUAACACCCCUUUUGCAGUAAAAGAAUAUUAUUUAAAAUUUAGAUACAUCUAAUAUUAUGGUUUGCCCAGACUCCAAUUUUUCAAGGUUUAAGAGAGUUUUUUAUAAAAAACCGUUUCCUUUUGGAAGAAUUAUUGGAAUAACACUUGAUUAAUUUAAAAACUAACCUAUAUUAACCCUUAAUUUAAAUCUAUUUUAAUAUACUUCUUGUGUCCAAUAUUUGUUGA